Molecule: messenger RNA, 2815 nt
Organism: Solanum dulcamara
Lineage: Eukaryota; Viridiplantae; Streptophyta; Magnoliopsida; Solanales; Solanaceae
Product: scarecrow-like protein 32
Exons: 1
Coding region: 697-2049 (450 amino acids)
Biological process (GO): regulation of DNA-templated transcription
Cellular component (GO): nucleus
Molecular function (GO): DNA-binding transcription factor activity; sequence-specific DNA binding
Source: RefSeq, a predicted model, not a curated record
UUCUCGGAAUAUAUGUGCAAAUAAUUCUAGUGCAUAUAUGGAAUAUGAAGUGACCUAAAUGAUUUGUGCAUGAUGAUGAUAAACCCGUGAGUGAGCCAAAACUAACUGACUUCAAUCUUCCCCCUCAGUACAUUACGUGACAAAAUCCCAACUUCCACAUAUUGACAACUCCUUGGCCGGCUACUUCACAUGUCCCCAAAAUCCAUCAGAAAUCCCAGCCAUCAGCCACCUUUAAUUUUUCUUACUCCUCUCUCUCUCUCUCUCUCUUUUUCUCUCUGUCUCUGGUAAAGAAGAUGCAGUGCUAUUAAUCCGUUUUGUAGCCUUUGUAAAGUUUCUCCUUAUGAGAAGUCCUUAUUCAUGCCAACCAAGUGUCUCUUUUGCCCAAAUUUGACUUUAACCGCACCGAGCCGAGAUAUAUAGAGAUUUUCCUCACCAGUCACUUUACAAUUGAAACCAAAAAGUUGAACAGUCAAUUAUAGUUGAUUCAUUUCCAGAAUAUUGCAAAAAGUUCUCUAUAGGCAGCAGCAAACCAAUAAUGGAUCGCUUCCCUAUAAUAUUGGCCAGGUACCACUACUACUAGUCUAGUCUUUUUCUCUUGUCUUCUCUUCUUAUUUCCUUAAAAAAAAAAAAACCAAAUCUAAUAAGCCCAUUCACCAGUUCAAUUGGCGAUAGACUUUUCUCUAAUUCCUUCCUUUCAUGAUGCAAUUUACUGAGAGUUUACCACCCCAAGUUUCACCGUUUUCGAGUUUGAUAUUGAUGAACAAGAAUAGAACUAGUACUAAUAAUAAUCAGAUCCAACAUGCGCGUCCGUGGCCUGGUUUUCACACAUCGAAGAAUUUGGGAAAUAUUGGAGAUACUAAUUGCAUGGAACAAUUGUUAGUCCACUGCGCCAAUGCCAUCGAGAGCAACGAUGCGACUUUAGCACAACAAAUCUUGUGGGUCCUUAAUAAUAUUGCCCCUCCUGAUGGUGACUCGAACCAACGACUCACUUGUGGAUUCCUCCGAGCCCUAAUUAUUCGCGCAGCGAAAAUAGGGACUUGCAAAUUACUCACUGCCAAUCUCAAUCAUUCAAUGGAAACUCAUAAAUUCUCCAUCAUUGAGCUUGCAAGUUUCGUUGACUUAACCCCGUGGCAUCGAUUCGGGUUUACGGCUGCUAAUGGAGCUAUAUUAGAAGCUGUGGAAGGUUACUCUAUUAUUCACAUUGUUGAUUUUAGCUUGACUCAUUGCAUGCAAAUUCCCACACUUAUAGAUGCAAUUUCUACUCGAGUAGAAGGACCGCCGUUAGUCAAACUAACGGUAGCUGGUGCAACGGAAGAUUUACCGCCAAUGCUUGAUCUUUCUUACGAGGAGUUAGGUGCUAAAUUGGUAAAUUUCGCAAGGUCACGAAACGUGAUGAUGGAAUUUAGAGUAAUUCCUUCAAGUUCAUCGGACGGGUUUUCGAAUGUAAUCGAACAGCUACGUGUCCAAAAUCUAAUACGUCCUGAGAAUGGCGAAGCGCUAGUAAUAAAUUGUCACAUGAUGCUUCAUUACAUACCGGAAGAAACAACAGUAGUGCCCAAUCGAUUUACAUCGGAGUGUACUACUAAUUCAUUCCGUACCAUGUUUCUUAAGGCCAUUCGGAAUUUGGACCCGACGAUUGUUGUGUUAGUGGACGAAGACGCGGAUUUCACGUCUAAUAAUCUCGUCUGCAGAUUAAGGUCCGCGUUUAAUUAUUUAUGGAUACCUUAUGAUACUGUGGAUACGUUUCUUCCACGAGGGAGCAAGCAAAGGCAGUGGUACGAAGCGGAUAUUUGCUGGAAAAUUGAGAAUGUGAUAGCUCAGGAGGGUCUACAACGACUCGAAAGGCUGGAGCCGAAGAGUCAGUGGGUGCAACGUAUGAGAAAUGAAAAUUUCAGGAACAGUGGAUUUAGUGAAGAGGGAGUUACGGAAGUGAAGAACAUGCUGGAUGAGCAUGCAGCUGGCUGGGGGCUAAAGAGGGAUGACGAAGAUCUUGUGCUUACAUGGAAAGGACAUAAUGUUGUCUUUGCUACUGCUUGGGUUUCUCUUUAGCUAGUUAAUUUCAUUUGGCUUAGUAUUAAUUUUCGUUAUAUUUUAUCUCGAUCCAAUCUUCUUGAUUAGUAAUUAGUAAUUAGUAUUCAUGAUAUCGCUCUUUCUCUUCGUGAUGAAUAUGAUGAGCUUAGUUAAUUGGCUUAAAUAUAGGAAGAAAGCUGACCUUACAAAAUAAGAUCGCAUAUUCUUAGUUUUUUGGUAUGUCAUUAGGGGCGGGGAAGGGAGAGGGGGGAGGAAGAUGCUAUGUUGUGAUGGAGUUUGAAUACAUCGUCUCAAUUGUGGAAAGCAGAGAGCUUACAAAGUGAGCGAUCCUCAACCCCUCAUAUUUUUUAAGUAUCUAUUUAAUUUUUGUCAUCUAAUGAUCUCUAGAUUUAUUUAGUUCUUCAGGUUCGGGAAAGGACCCGACCAUAAGGGUUUAUUGUACACAGUCUUACCUUGCAUUUCUGCCAGAGGUUGUUUUUAAGACUUGAACCCGUGACCUUCUGAUCACAUGGCAGCAACUUUACCAGUUACUCCAAGGCUCCCCAUCACGUGGAAUUGAAGUUCUAAUAAAAAGACAUGAGCUGUCCCUUUUUUUUUGGUGGAAACAACCUUAAGGCUUAAUUUAGAGGAUUUGUUUGAAAACUAAUUAAGCUACUAACUUGUGAUUUAUAAUUUAGAUGCAUGAUUAUUUUGGUGCACUUAAAAGAUAGGGUGACUACACUUUGAUUUCUUUAUGUAGCACUUUUUCAUUUGUUUGACGAGCUAGAGCCUAGAAGCCUUUAAU